AUGGAACAGAUUUUUCAAGCAAUUAAAGUCGAUAGUGGUGAAAUAGAUAGUUUAACUCCGAUUAGUAUUCUACUGAAGAACGAUAUAGAAAUAAAAAGCAAUGAGUAUAAUGAACUGGACAAAUCAUUCAUGUAUACGCAAUUACUUAAAGAAAUUCUACUCGAUAUAGAACAUGAUUAUACAGCAAAAAAUACUGUGGUUGAAUAUUGUCGUCUUCAAUAUGCUGAUAAUGAAUUUCAAUUGAGUCUUAUCGAUGAAUUUGAUUUAUAG
Rotaria sp. Silwood2 is the source of this 270-nucleotide messenger RNA. The record is from the annotation of a GenBank genome assembly. NCBI's taxonomy places the organism in Eukaryota, Metazoa, Rotifera, Eurotatoria, Philodinida, Philodinidae.